Messenger RNA from Oreochromis niloticus (Nile tilapia), 1131 nucleotides. It is a transcript of the gene aspdh, whose product is annotated as aspartate dehydrogenase domain containing. NCBI's taxonomy places the organism in Eukaryota, Metazoa, Chordata, Actinopteri, Cichliformes, Cichlidae. Gene Ontology annotation, biological process: NAD+ biosynthetic process. Bases 167 to 1003 code for a protein of 278 amino acids. The record is from RefSeq and is a predicted model, not a curated record. The transcript is spliced from 8 exons. Gene Ontology annotation, molecular function: NADP binding; L-aspartate dehydrogenase [NAD(P)+] activity.
CUACUCUGAGUCAAACUUUGUGCUUUGCUUGAACACAGUUCUUGCAGCUCUGGGCUGGUUAUUGAAAUUCAAGGUGGGGGACACCGCUGGAGGGGGUGUAAGUUUACUGGGUGUAUAGAGUAAUAAAUGCAGUAACUGUACAAGAAGGGGUUGAGAGAUAUCAGAUAUGGCCACCGAUUCUUCCUCUUUAAGGAUUGGAGUUGUAGGAUUUGGACAUCUAGGUCAGUACCUAGUGGAGAGGAUCCAUAAAGAUGGACCUGCCCUCGGUUUGACUCUGGGUUUUGUCUGGAACAGGAAUUCUGGCAAGCUCAGUGGUUUAGUCCCCUCUGAACUCAUACUCGGGGAUCUAUCGUCCUUUGCAGAAAGGCGAUGCGAUGUGAUUAUUGAAGUGUGCCAUCCUCAGAUAGUUAAAGAAUUUGGGCUCCAGUUUCUGUCUCAGUCUCAUUUCAUGGUGGGCUCUCCAUCUGCUCUCGCUGAUCCUGAUCUGAACCAGAAGUUGCGUCAGGCUGCUCAGAAGUAUGGCAGGACUCUCUACGUCCCCAGUGGUGCAUUAUGGGGAGGCCAGGACAUCCAGAGGCUGAAUGACAGUGGGAAAUUAAAGGCUUUGUUCAUCAGAAUGUCCAAGCAUCCCUCCUGCUUUCGGCUGACAGGAGACCUCCUCACUGACUGGACGGAGGGAGAAGGCAGGCGUGUUUUGUUCAGAGGCUCCGUUGCAGAGUUGUGCCCACUCGCUCCUAACAAUGUGAACACCAUGGCGGCAGCAGCAGUGGCAGCAGGGACACUCGGCUUCACUGGUGUCCAGGGAGAGAUUGUAUCAGAUACAGCGUUAAGAGACUACCAUGUGGUGGAAGUAGAGGUGACUGGGCCUGAUGGUUUCUCAGUACACACAGUGAGGAGGAAUCCAGCCAAACUCGGGGCUGUUACUGGCAGCGCAACUUACAGCUCUUUCUGGAAUAGUUUACUCAUUUGCAAAGGUCACGGGGGCAGAGUUUACCUGUGCUGAAACAGCCGAGCACUAUGGAGGAUUACCUACAACAGAAGAAGAGGAUUGACUGCAACAUUUCAGCUGAUCUGAAUGAUUUAUGAAGGAGAUGCUGAGUAGAUAAGAUCAGUAUGUUACAAAGAAGCAAA